AAAACGAAAAUGAAACUAAAUGGGUUCAUAGAAAAUGAUUGAUCAAUAAUCUGAAUAAUUAAAGUAGCAGAAAACGCACUACACUUGCGUUCAAGAAUUUCAAAAUACGAAAUGGGGUACAAGGUUGUCAGUGCAGUGGUUUGUGUAAUAUCUGUCGUCAUAUUUAAAGCAUCCAGACGUUUUAUAAACUAUAUCUUUGAGAACAUUGGACAAGAUGAAAUUCGAUCAAAGAUGCAGGCAGUUCUCUACAAUGUGAAGGUAAGCGAGGUAGAUGCUACCAAAGUGGAACAACAGCUAAAUCAUUUCACAAAAUGGGAGGAGGGUUCCGAGGUGACACGAAUGGAAAGAAUUCCAGUAGAGAAGUUUCCCGAUUUCCUCGAUCAUCUGCAACACAUGUACGGGGAAAGUGGAGUCACAGACGCAGACAGAAGAAAAUGGAAUGGAAUCCAUUUUGCAGAGAAAUGGACGUCAAAGAUUAUUGAAUGGAAAUUCAACGCUGAUACGGCAGAGGCAUCUGGUGUUCAAGGAGCGCGAUAUGGAAUUAUUGCAUUUGCGAAAUCCUCUGAUGGAAAAUAUGUUGACUGUAUGUUAGCAAUUUACAAACUGGACUUUCGCUUAGCACCUAAACUAAUUCUCAAAGAAAAUUCUGUUCUUUGGGGAUUGUACGUAUGGUCGACCAUGGAAAAAGAGGAAAUUGAUAGAAGUAUAAGUAGGGAAGAAAUUGCAAAAUUCCAGAACUUCUUUCGAUAUAAAGCUCUAAAUGAAUUCAAAAGGGAAGGUAUCAUCGAUAAAAUUUCGUACACAAAUCGCCUGGAGUAUAAAUCAAACAAUUAAUGAGUUGCCUAUGAAUAUUACAGUCUACUCUGGAUAUAUUGAAAUUUAGGGGACCGACUGAAUUGUUCGUUAUAUCCCAUGUUCAAUAUAACCGAUGUUAAACUAUGUAGAUGUUUGGGGGAUUUAUUCUUAUUUCAGUAUAACAUUUAAGCGAUUCCAAUAUUAGUGGAUUAUACUGUAGUGAGACCAUCUUCGCUAGUCAAGUAUUAGAUCCGCUUCAAGUCGGAAUUUUAACGUCCAGAGUAAACUGAAUUUUGAUAGACGCAGAGAGAAGUAUCCGCAUCCAAUCAAAAUGCACCACACAUACGACCAUUUGUGCGAGAAUCAAGUACAACGGUAGCAAAAUUCUGUAUGUUGUGGCACCAAAAUUGCAGAACAAUAUUUACAAAAACUUUCGUUUUGAGCAUACCGGGUACAUGUGUAUUUGAUUGACAUACAUCAAAAGAACUAGAAACAUAUUCUGAUGAUAUACUUGAUACAAAACCUUUAAAAGUUGUCAGCUUUCUCACAUUGCUCCGACGAUUUACAAUGUGGUCACAUAAUGCCUUUGUAAUAUUUUUAAAAACAUUUCUUUCUUUCGAGUCCUCUGCUGGUGGACUGUUAGUCCCCGAGGAUCUCUACAGCCCAGUAGUUAAGUACUUCGUUACUAGCUUGAAAAUACGGAUGUAUAUUUAAUUGCUGUUAUAAAAUUUAGAAAUCCAUUUCAAAAUUAAGGAUUAUCUCCCUCAUGCAUAGCUCUUAUCCUUGGACGAAUUUGGCUCCACUUUUUUUGGCACGCUGUUUUUGGUUAUAUUUAGCUCUAAAACUUCAUAGUUAUUUCGGAUUUCAAACAUUUCGGUUGAGCAUCACUGAAGAGACAUUAUUUGUCGAAAUGCGCAUCUGGUGCAUCAAAAUUGGUACCGUAUAAGUUUUACAUUUAAUUGAUAAAGACUAUAAUGAUAGGGUAAUGAAUCAAAAGCUUCUGCAAUGAAACUGUUUAAUGAUAAGGACUAUAAUAAAAAUGGAAUAACCUGUCAUCCCUUUCGAAUAGAACGACCCAAGGAUAUAUAUACCGGGAUUCUGUUGCGUAAGGAUAAUGCUAGUGUAGCAGGGCCCUUACUGGGUAUUAUGCACUAUAAAUCUACACCAUCGUCGUAAGGAUCAUUCCACAACGGAAGCUUAGAGCGUUAACAGGUAAAAAUUAAAAACAGUGAAGGGAUAAUAAAGGAAGUAGUCCAAUAAGUGAAUUAGUGGUCCGAAUAGAGCCGAAGCUAUUUCAUUUGUCUUACACUAAGCUUACCAGGGUGCUUAACCAAAGACCACAGAACUGACCUUGUCAGGGAAAAUAGAUGGCACUGUGGAUGGUGGCUUGGAUAGGGCCGACCUGUCCCUAAUUCUGAUUAUUUAUUAGUAUGGAUGGUGGCUCGGAUAGGGCCGACCUGUCCCUAAUUCUGUUUAAUUAUUAGUAUGGAUGGUGGCUCGGAUAGGGCCGACCUGUCCCUAAUUCUGAUCAUUUAUUAGUGUGGAUGGUGGCUUGGAUAGGGCCGACCUGUCCCUAAUUCUGAUCAUUUAUUAGGGAAACUCUUUAUAUUUAUACUGUCCAUUAUAAAUUCAUUCUUUGAUUUCACCCAAGGUAGCUAGGGCUAACAAUAAGAAUAUAAAUCCAAGUGAUUGAGGAAAAUUGCUAUUAAACAAAGAAUAAGCGUUGAACUCACAAACACGUGUGGUCGUUACAAAUCUUGUCAAUCUGAAAAUUUUCGUACAUAAACACUGGGUACACCACUAUAAAACUGUUUGUUGUACAUGUAUUGUCAUUAGUUUAUAAGGAUGCUAUGCAAAUGAGCGUGAUUCAAUAUUACCCGUUAUCCGAUAGUUGGUGGUAUGCGGCGGUUACUAAACUGAAUAAAUCGGCCGAGGUGAAGAUUAGAGGAGCUGACUGAAACCCUUAACUAGCGAAGAUGUAGUCAAAUAUACGUCAAUGAAAAUAUUACAAUAUUGUGCUCUAACCUAAAAUUCUCGGAGAAAAUUUUCAUGAAUUUUUGCUUUCAAAAUUGUUUAAUUUCCUAUGUGUAUUGUAAGAAUAUGAUCGAGAGAGUGCUUGGAUAUAAUUUCCAUUUUUGUAUGUCAUCGAAAUUCAAUGUAUGAAAGGUGACUUCUUAAAUUUUGUGUGAAUUUUAAUUAAAAGUGUUAGGUGAAAGUAUUGUUGAACCUACUGUUCUACAUGUCCAUGUGGUAUGCACAAAACAAGCUGUUAUGUAUUGACAUCACUCUCUCUCUCUCUCUCUCUCUCUCUCUCUCUCUCUCUCUGCAAUUACUUUUUCACUUGUAAAACGUUUCUCAAUAAAAUUGAAAAGAAAUGAA
Ostrea edulis (European flat oyster) is the source of this 3174-nucleotide messenger RNA. RefSeq lists its product as uncharacterized. The transcript is spliced from 4 exons. NCBI's taxonomy places the organism in Eukaryota, Metazoa, Mollusca, Bivalvia, Ostreida, Ostreidae. The record is from RefSeq and is a predicted model, not a curated record. The coding region runs from base 112 to 834 and encodes 240 amino acids.